UUUUAAACACUUUUUUAGAAUAUGUAUCAUAGGAUAUGACUGCAGAAAGGUAGUUCUAAAAAGUUUUAGAGAUAUUUUAGAUGUAUUUUGUAUAUUUGAGUCAUAAAAUAAACAUAUUUCCCUUUCGUAUAAAUGGUAAUUUUCGCUAAAUAUUUUUUUUUCGCUAAUAAUCAUUUUUACUCCAUGUCUUGUAAACGAAAGAUAACGAGAUUCAAGCGUCUAUCAAAUGUUAUUUGUUUUGACAACUUACAGCAAUAAAAGCAUUUUCUUGUGGAUGAAAGAAAAGAAAUCCCUAAAUAAAAGAUAAAUUUGAUUUACACUGCCAAAUAUGAAGAGAAAUUUAUCAAUAUCAGUGGACUUAUCUAAGAUGAAAAAUAGACGAGCAAAGCAUGGUGAGCAUUAUCAGCCAACAGAUGUGGAACAUAUAGCCAACAUGAUUACUCAUGGGGUAAUGUUGUUGGUUUUGAAAGAUUUUGGUGGUGUUGCGGAGUUUUUUAUGUGGAUUGUGUGGGUAGGUUGUAUCCUGGGGAUUAUAUUCCAGUUGUUGUUUCAUGCAAGGUACAAGUCUCUGGAAGUAGUAUUUUAUAUGAUAGUUGGAAUCUGUCCAGCUUAUGCUGUGACACAUAUGACUGACCCAGCAGGAGUGCACGAGCUGGCUAUAGGAGGUGUGAUAUAUGUGUGUGGUGUUAUAUUCUUCAAACUAGACGGUGUUGUACCGUUUGCUCAUGCUAUAUGGCAUGUAUUUGUUGGUCUUGGGGCAUUAGCUCAUUUUUAUGCCAUAAACAAAUACCUUGUAGGUAUACAUGGUCCUAAAGAGUCAAUCAUUGAUAUAGAUCAAUUAACAAUUUAAUGAUAGUAUUAAUUUUGUAUAGGAUAAUCAAUUUUCUUUUUUAGAUGUUGUUAUAUUGUUUACUUUACCCAUCUUUUUAAAAGAUCCUUAACUUAUUGACAAAUAUCUCAUUUUUGUAUGGACCAAGCAUGCUUUUAUUGUGUAGGUCAGCAGAAUAAGAUAUUUGAGCCGUGUCAUGACAAAACCAACAU
Molecule: messenger RNA, 1041 nt
Organism: Ruditapes philippinarum (Manila clam)
Lineage: Eukaryota; Metazoa; Mollusca; Bivalvia; Venerida; Veneridae
Product: monocyte to macrophage differentiation factor-like
Exons: 6
Coding region: 329-850 (173 amino acids)
Cellular component (GO): membrane
Source: RefSeq, a predicted model, not a curated record